UCACUGAUGGGCACUGAAAGGCAGCACUGAUAUAUAUGGCACUGAUAGGUGGCACUGAUGGGCACUGAUAGAUGGCACUGACUGGAACUGAUAGGUGGCACUGAUUGGCAGUACUGAUAGGUGGCACUGACUGGCACUGAUGGGUGACACUGAAAGGCAGCUCAGAUGGGCACUGAUAUGUGGCAUUGAUGCAGCACUGAUGGGCACUGGCACGUGGCACGUGGCACUGAUGAGCACUGACAGGUGGCACUGCUGGUGCUACACUGAUCAUCAGGGCACACUGAUCAUCAGUGCCCUGAUGAUCUGUGUACAUGUCCCCUCCGUGGAAUGCCGAUUAUUGGCUCUCCUCUCCUCUGUCAGCGUGACAGCUCGUGAGGAGAUAAAAGCCGAUAACCGGCAU
Molecule: messenger RNA, 400 nt
Organism: Staurois parvus
Lineage: Eukaryota; Metazoa; Chordata; Amphibia; Anura; Ranidae
Source: the annotation of a GenBank genome assembly